Miscanthus lutarioriparius is the source of this 282-nucleotide messenger RNA. The record is from the annotation of a GenBank genome assembly. Lineage: Eukaryota; Viridiplantae; Streptophyta; Magnoliopsida; Poales; Poaceae.
AUGUGCCCGCUGCGGGUCAUCCUCAUCUUCCUCUCCGCCACCGUCGCCGGCUUCUUCCUGCUCCGGGGGCUCAACGCCGACCCCGCCGACCAGUUCGACGCCGACGCCGACGCCGACGCCGACGGCGAGGGCUCCCUCAGGGCACCCGUGCCCCUUCAUUCCAAGGUUGGAUCAGCAGUGAAAACUGGAUUCUGGACUAUGGUGGACAUGGCAAGUGGGAGGUACCUCUGGUGCACCCUUGUUGCACAACCGGCAAAAUCUGAAUCUGAUAAGGCCCGGUGA